This is a messenger RNA of Aspergillus japonicus CBS 114.51, 886 nucleotides long. RefSeq lists its product as uncharacterized. Bases 226 to 693 code for a protein of 155 amino acids. The transcript has a single exon. The record is from RefSeq and is a predicted model, not a curated record. NCBI's taxonomy places the organism in Eukaryota, Fungi, Ascomycota, Eurotiomycetes, Eurotiales, Aspergillaceae.
GGGCGUGGCGACACCGAGCGGGAGGGGAGAUUGAUAGAGAGAGAUGAGAUGUUGUGGUGGUGUUGUUGUUGUUGUAGGGCCAGGAUCGGUCUUGGCGUUCUCCCAACCCAUUUUUUGUCCCUGACCAGACAGUGCGACAAACUAAGCUGCGCUGACCUCAACGGGCCAAUUUCUUCUAGACUGAUCAGAGAAUUCGUUAGAUCCAGCGAAGUCCAUCCGUGAUUGAUGACCCCUCAUCAGUUCCUACUAAGCCCAGGAAAAUGGUCUCCCCCCUCACGCCCUCACACCCGUGACCUGUGCCCAUAUUCCUGCAUUCCUGCAAUCCCCUAUUCCUCGCCCUCCUUCCUCUCCCCACCUCCAAGCUUGGAAUUGAGGCACAAUAGUUUGGCCCUGGCUGCAUCCCUCACGCACUUUCUUCUGGCUCUGAUGAGGUACGUAGUGUUUUCAAGUCUCCGGUCUGUGGAAAAAGCAACUAGCGGAGUCUUCGACCUGGCGGGAAUUUCCGCUGUCAUGGUACAGUACAGUCCUCGGCCUUUGACGACUUCCAUCUUGAGUGACUCCAUGCAACCAACCAAUAUUACCAGGACCUUUUCAGACACCUCUCAUCAAUCUCGCAACUAUAUAGCAGGCAUGACAGGGAAAUUGAUAGAAAUGGCGUCGCGGUCGGCAUUUGAGCCAAGUCGGGCCGAGUAAUUGCCGGAAUCCGGACCUCACUAGGGUUAGUCAUCUCGACUGGCUCGGCUUUCGGCAUUGCAUCUCCCCGAUCUGCUUUGUCUCAUUGCAGAAAUGUACAUACAGAGGACUGUACGGAGUACAGUACAACCACAUGGCUGCUAAUUGCCUACAUGAAUUGUGAAUAUGUUCUAAACCAUCGGUUAGUAGCCCA